Molecule: messenger RNA, 3399 nt
Organism: Panicum virgatum (switchgrass)
Lineage: Eukaryota; Viridiplantae; Streptophyta; Magnoliopsida; Poales; Poaceae
Product: transportin-1
Exons: 29
Coding region: 211-2883 (890 amino acids)
Biological process (GO): protein import into nucleus
Cellular component (GO): cytoplasm; nucleus
Molecular function (GO): nuclear import signal receptor activity; small GTPase binding
Source: RefSeq, a predicted model, not a curated record
AAAGAAUGAAUAUAUAGCCAUAAUAAUAAUAAUAAUAACAACAACAAUAAUAAUAAAACCCUCUGCUUUUCAUUUCACUAGUACUCCUAGUUUUUCCGCCGAUUCCUUCUUCCGCCUCCUCCCCCCUCCCCCUCCCCCUCCGUCUCCUCCCCCGCCGCCGCCGCCUCCUCAUCGCUCACCCCGACUCCGCCCCUCUCCCGGUGAUCUUCGAUGGCGGCGCCGGCGCUAUGGCAGCCGCAGGAGCAAGGGCUCCGCGAGAUCUGCACCCUCCUCGAGGCGCAUAUCUCCCCCAACUCCGACCAAGCCCGCAUCUGGCAGCAGCUCCAGCACUACAGCCAGUUCCCCGACUUCAACAACUAUCUCGUCUUCCUCCUCGCCCGCGGAGAGGGGAAAUCCAUUGAAGUUAGACAGGCUGCUGGCCUUCUACUGAAAAAUAAUCUGCGAGCGACUUUCAGUUCCAUGCCAGUUCCAUCCCAGCAGUAUAUUAAAUCUGAGUUGUUACCAUGUAUCGGGGCAACCAAUAGGGCAAUUAGAUCCACAGUUGGAACAGUGAUCAGUGUACUUUUCCAAAUUGUUCGAGUUGCUGGGUGGAUUGAGUUAUUUCAGGCCCUGCACAAGUGUUUGGACAGUAACGACUUGGAUCAUAUGGAAGGUGCUAUGGAUGCUAUAUACAAGAUAUGUGAGGAUGUACCUGAGGAGCUUGACAUUGAUGUUGCUGGUUUGCCUGAACGACCGAUCAAUGUAUUCAUGCCAAGGAUACUGCAGUUUUUUCAAUCACCACAUGCAAGUCUUAGAAAACUAGCAUUGGGCUGCAUCAACCAGUACAUUGUGGUGAUGCCAUCGGCACUCUACAUGUCCAUGGAUCAGUAUCUUCAGGGAUUAUUCAACCUUGCAAAGGACCCUUCAGCAGAUGUCCGGAAACUGGUUUGUUCCGCCUGGGUUCAGCUCAUUGAAGUGCGGCCAUCAAUUCUGGAGCCACAUCUAAAAAAUGUUACCGAAUUGAUCCUACAAGCCAAUAAAGAUUCAGAUGAUGAGGUUGCUCUGGAGGCUUGUGAAUUCUGGUCUGCAUACUGUGAUGUUAGCAUGCCUCCAGAAGGUUUACGGGAAUUCUUGCCACGAUUAAUCCCGACAUUGUUGUCGAACAUGGUUUAUGCUGAUGACGAUGAGUCACUUGCUGAUGCUGAGGAAGACGAAUCCUUUCCGGACAGGGACCAGGAUUUGAAGCCCCGCUUCCAUGCCUCUCGAUUGCAUGGAUCUGAAACUGGAGAAGAUGAUGAUGAUGAUGAUGCUGUAAAUGUCUGGAACUUAAGGAAGUGUAGUGCUGCUGGAUUGGAUGUCCUGUCUAACGUGUUUGGCGACAACAUCCUUCCAACUUUAAUGCCUUUGAUUGAGCAAAAUUUAGCUCGAACAGAUGAUGAUUCUUGGAAAGAAAGAGAAACCGCUGUUUUAUCUCUUGGUGCUAUAGCAGAAGGAUGCAUUGCUGGUUUAUAUCCCCACCUUCCUCAGAUUGUUGCCUUCCUCAUACCACUUCUUGACGACAAAUUUCCUCUUAUACGGAGUAUUACAUGUUGGACUCUCUCUCGGUACAGCAAAUUCAUUGUUCAGAGCCUUGAUCAUCCAAAUGGACGCGAACAAUUCGAUAAGAUUCUCAUGGGAUUGCUCAGAAGGAUAUUGGAUACUAACAAAAGAGUCCAAGAGGCUGCUUGUUCAGCAUUUGCAACUCUUGAAGAGGAAGCUGCAGAAGAAUUAGUGCCACACUUGGAAGUGAUUUUGCAGCACCUCAUGUGUGCCUAUGGAAAAUACCAGAAACGAAAUCUCCGGAUACUCUAUGAUGCUCUUGGUACUCUUGCUGAUGCAGUUGGUGCAGAACUAAAUCAGGCGAAAUAUCUAGAUAUAUUUAUGCCGCCUUUAAUCACGAAGUGGCAGCAACUCCAAAAUUCUGACAAAGAUCUAUUUCCUCUCCUUGAAUGCUUUACAUCUAUUGCACAGGCAUUAGGACCAGGGUUUGCUCAGUUUGCAGAACCAGUGUUUCAAAGGUGCAUCAAUCUUAUCCAAUCCCAACAGUUGGCAAAGAUUGAUCCUACGGCAGCUGGCUCGUUGUAUGAUAGAGAAUUCAUUGUCUGCUCAUUGGACCUACUGUCAGGACUCGCAGAAGGUCUUGGUGCUGGUAUUGAAAGUCUCGUUGCACAGAGCAAUUUGAGAGAUCUACUUUUGCAAUGCUGCAUGGAUGAGGCAGCAGAUGUUCGACAAAGUGCUCUUGCCCUCCUUGGAGAUCUUUCUAGGGUUUGCCCAAUACAUUUGCAUCCACGCCUUCAAGAAUUCCUUACUGUUGCAGCAAAGCAACUGAGCCCUCAAUCCGUGAAGGAUGCUGUAUCAGUCGCUAACAAUGCUUGCUGGGCUAUUGGAGAAUUAGCAAUCAAGAUUGGCAAAGAAAUCGAACCUGUGGUGAUCAAUGUUGUUUCUUGCUUGGUUCCCAUUCUAAAGUCCCCAGAGGGUUUGAACAAGUCACUUAUUGAAAAUAGUGCCAUCACUCUUGGGAGGCUUAGCUGGGUCUGCCCAGACAUCAUGGCCCCUCAUAUGGACCAUUUCAUGCAAGCGUGGUGCAGUGCCUUGUGCAUGAUCAGAGAUGAUUUUGAGAAAGAGGACGCGUUUCAUGGCCUGUGUGCAAUGGUGGCAGCAAACCCUUCAGGAGCUGUGGGUUCACUAGCUUACAUCUGCCAGGCCUGUGCAAGUUGGACUGAGAUCAAAAGUGAAGGUCUUCACAGUGAGGUGUGUCAGAUUAUGAAUGGCUACAAGCAGUUGCUUGGGAACAGUGGGUGGGAGCAGUGCAUGGCCACCCUUGAACCAGCAGUUGUGCAGAGAUUAGCUCGGUACGGAGUAUAAGCGAUGGCGAGAAUUGAGGUCUUGUGAUUUAUUUACCGCAUCCCAGCAUUAUUGUGGAGACAGAGGAGCAGGAAGAGCCAUGAAGCUGGAUUGGGCAAGCCUGUCUGUCUGGGGUCAUCGAGUGUGAGUGUGAAUGCAUUCUACAUGUAUUAGCUUCUUGUGCGCAGUUGGCUGGUUGGCUGGUUGGGGACUCCCAUUGUAGACUGAUUAUUACUCCACUAGUUGGUGCGGGUGCACAGCACAGCAUUACCACAGAGGAGCGAACGAGAUGGACAGAAAUAGUAGUGGUAAAAGAAUAUUUACCUACCACGACAGGAUGCUGAGAUUUGUAUUGUUUGGUUGGUCGAGUCAGUGGACUUGGUUUUGUUUUGUCAUUCCACUGGCAAAAGCGUGUAAUUGUCUUCCUUUUUGGUCGGUGUAAGAUUGUGCUUUUGGUCUUGUUGACAGGAAGGAUUGUAUAAUCCAUUCAUUUGCCUCAUAAUAAAUGAUUCAUCAGGUCUCUUUCUCUCCUGCAAA